GGAUGCGCGCAGCUUCCAUUAGAGGCAAGAUGAGACUGCACCUCCUCUCCAAUCAACUACCCCGCUUAACUUAGUAUUGCUUCUGUUCUCCCCCAGUAGUGGCCCUCCAUUGCACCAACACUCAGGAGUAUGCAGAUGUAUAAUGAAGAAGUAGCCUCCCAAGUGACGAAGCAAUCGGUCGAGUCCCCCCCAAGAAAGUGGAUGAAAGGCGACGGUGAGAAUGCUGUCGUUCUCCUACAGGACGAGUCCUCUUCCCCCGGUGCAGGAUCCAACACCUUCGGGACGCAAUCGCGUACGAAAGGAGGGGUCCUUGACACAACUUUAGAGGUUGACAUCGGAGGAAGCGAUGACGACGAAGCAGGGAGGAGUAAGCAUGGGGAAACCAGCAAUUCAGUCGAGAGCUGUGCCUCUCCCAGAUGGAUUCCACACGAAUAUUCGUGUUUCCUUCAAGACCUGCAUUCGACCGAUGCUAUCGCAACGGUCAUCCCGCUUGACGACAGUCACAUUGUGACUCUGACGACCAAUGCAUUUGCUCGCAUGUAUCGAUACGACACAUCGAGUCAGCAGUGGUUGAUGCAUACUAGCCAGUGCCUCCACCCCGAUGCGACAAUCCUCGACGCGGGUGCCCCGAUCGUUUUCCGUGAUAAUCUUGGUGCCCGCGUAAUGGUCCCGUAUUCACUGGACGAAGGUCAAUCAACCUACGAAACGACCACGCAUAUCGUGGAACUAUUACAGAGCGGCGACCAUGUUCAGAUCGGACAUGUAUGCGCAUCUUCCAACGCCCCUAUCGCAUGCAAUCGGGAGUGGGACGUAUUCUCGCUGAGAAACGGCCAACCCUGUCUCCAUGCGACGCGACUCUCCGAUGGGAAAACGAUUGUUUUCAGUAACGGUGGACAGCGCUGCAGCCGCCCAUUGGCUGCUGCAUUUAUGCAAGGCGCCCUAUGGGUGCUCAACUACGAAUUCGGCUACGCCGAGGUGUAUGUCGGUCUUGACGCAUGGGCCUCGCAAGAGCACAGCCCGGAGCCCAUCUGCGGUGCGGAAUUCGAGGAAGAUAUCCUCAACGCCCGUUUCGAGAUCGUCAAUGGACGCUCUCUCCUUGCAGUGCGAUUUGUGACGUGGAUCACGCUGUAUGAGCUCAAUGUAGUGAGCAACGACAAGUCCACUCCCCUGAAGGCACUUUGGACAUUCGAUUUUUCACCUAGGGAUGGUCUGGAAUAUCGCUACAUAUCGGCAUUUGCUAUCGCGGACGCUGGUGCCCAGCUCUUCUUCAUCGAUCAUAUACGACAUGCAGACAACAGUUCUCGUAUCAUGACUGUUCGUCCCCAUAUGAAACCUGGGGACGAGUCAUUCAUCUCCACUUUUUCGGAGGAGGCACAGGUUGCUGUGCAAGGGGGACCAGAGGAUAUUCUCAGGCACAUGAGUUAUAUGCAGUAUCAGGGAGGACGUCUCACCGUCGGCCGCAUGACCUCCUGCCUAUGGAUCACGGUUUCACUACAUUUCACUUCUAUGCCACGCGACCCAAUAACAUUGGAUAACCUGCCCCGAGACCAUCUUCACGUCCUUACGAUGAAGGACAUGAAGAAUAAUCGUAACUGGAUGUCAGAAUGGGUGCAGAAGACACGUGCGCUCCAGACCUCCCCUACCGAGGAUAUACUCUACUCCACUGCCGAUGACGCAGAGUCUGGCGAUCAGGAUAUCAUCACUGGUGCUGAGCUCAUCCCGUUCCUUUUCGCUUUCAACGCCCAGCCAUCAGGUCACAUCAACGUUCCUAUACAUCUCGCUUGUGUUUGCAUCACAUCUUACGCGAACUAUGCGAUCAUUCGAGCGAACUUUCCGGCCGGUCCAAAGUUCUUCCGUCUGGACUGCCAUUACGAGGAAGAUGAGAUCCACGAGCAGGUCGUGCUUCGUUUCUGGAAUCAGACAAGAUGGCAAGACUGUCUCAAUGAGGGACCGCCAGGAAGCUCUGACAACUCGCGCUGGCCCCUCGACCUCGAUGCCUUGUGCACUGAGGAAGCAGCGGAGCGUGAGAGACAGGAGACAUGUGUGGCGUUGGACAAUCAGGAAGGCGACUCUAAACCAAGCCUGGACUUGUUGAAUGCUUGGCGCCGCCUCGGAUUCACAGCCCCGACUAUGACGGCAAUGUAA
Molecule: messenger RNA, 2145 nt
Organism: Dacryopinax primogenitus
Lineage: Eukaryota; Fungi; Basidiomycota; Dacrymycetes; Dacrymycetales; Dacrymycetaceae
Exons: 4
Coding region: 130-2145 (671 amino acids)
Source: RefSeq, a predicted model, not a curated record